Owenia fusiformis is the source of this 4592-nucleotide messenger RNA. NCBI's taxonomy places the organism in Eukaryota, Metazoa, Annelida, Polychaeta, Sabellida, Oweniidae. The record is from the annotation of a GenBank genome assembly.
AUAGAAUAGCGCGAAAUCCAAAAUGGAGGACGGUGAACUUUUUUCCGUUGAAGAUUCACCUCCAGAAACCAGUAAUGAGAGGGAAGACCCAUUUAAGAAAGCACGCUCCAAACUUAAAUAUGUUGGAAAAGGAAAGGGAAAACUGAAUGUUUCAAUAGGAAGGAUGAAGAUGAAGACUCCUGCAAAAGGGAAGAGACAUGGGAAGAUAGGCAGUGCAAACUCCUCAGUUGUGAAACAGAGUUUAAAGGCCAACAAUCGCCAACUGGCGCGGGCGCUAGAGUGUGUGAAACAAGAGCUCCAGAUAGUCACCAAGAGAGAAUUAGCGCUGAAACACGCACACCAGGAACAAAUGGUGAAGAUUAAUUCUCUACAGCAUGUGGCAGGUUUGAGGAAUGAUGGUGUUGAGAAGGAGGUACAGGUCAGAAUAAAGAAGCGAAUGGCUGAUGUUCAGAAUAUCCUUAGCAAAGUGACGAGUAACUUGCUUGAGACUGUGACUCACCUAGGUGAGGCUCUCAACAUGUGUAGUGACCCACGUCCACACUCUGUAGGGACAGCAUGUGAUACAACCAUCGACUCUACAUUGAAUACAUCAGCCUUCAAUACCAGCAUGCCUAAGAGGUCAAUAUUCUACACUGGCUCUGACAGUGCUAAGUCUAGGAAUCCCAACACUUUAAGUAGCCUCUCAAGCGCCAUCAGCAAAGUGGCAAUGAACCUUGAGACUGCUAUAGGUGGCGUGCAUGAUGCACCUAAACAUGUCGAUGAGAUGUCUCUGAUCCCAGAGAGUUCCUUGUUCAUGGAUGAUGUUCCCCUACCAUUCACUGAUGAUGAGAAUAGUGAACAGCUUAUUCUUGGAAAAAUAUCAGAGGGUCCAGAAUUAAGCAAGAGAAGUAGAAGUAAAUCACGCAACUCUGAACUUUUAGGGCGCAUUAUCUCGCCAGAUGAAGAUAAAGACCAUAAAGCAGAGACAGUUGAUAAAGAGCCCAAAAGAAGGACACUUAGGGGCAGAAGUAAAAACAGAAAAAGCAGCAAUAUUCAAACAAAAGAAAGACCCAAAAGUAUAUCACCCCAAAGUGACAUGGAAACUGACUCACAAAGUAAAACUACUGAAACUAUUAACAAUGAUGGCAAAAAUCUUCAACAUACAAGGAGUAAAUCAAGGAGAGGAACCCUGAAGGACACAGAUCCUGUUAAGCCUACAGCUGUGUCCGCUGAAAUUGAAAAGGAGACAACAAUAGAUAGGCGAGGGACAUAUUUUGUACCUAUGAAUGAUGUUGAGACUACACCUCCCUUAACUUCACCUCCGAAAGUAAACCCUGGAGAAAGACGAGGCACAUACUUUGUUCCCCAACCAAUGACCAGAGAUCUUGAUGUGGAAAAUAUUUUUGAUCAAGAUGAUAGUAUUUUAGUAAAUAGCAUGGAUGGUUUAGAUAAGACAAGGAGCAGUUAUGAACCAAUCACCAGUGAUAUUGGUAAUGAAACAAUACAUGAUGACAUUACUAUGGACUUCACAGCAGUCUUACCAGUUAAUAACAUUAUCAUGGCCCCACCUACAACAUCAAGUGUCACCAGUGCAGAUUCAGCUAAUAACAUUGAUCUUAGUGAAGAUCCAAAUAAACAAUACCCAAGUGCCAAUCAAAUAGUUGCUUCGUUCAACAAGAAACAGCAACAAAACAGUGAAUUCAUAGGAAACACUGGAAGUUCUCUUGGACUGAAACGGUUCACGUUUAACAAAGAUAUUAGUGACCCCGAUGAUUCGAAGUCUAUCAGUGAUGCAUCAGAUGUUGAUAAGGAUGUGAUGACUGAAAAGGUUAAGACCAAUGUAGCAUUACAGUUGAAGCGACCAGGGCAGAUGGUCUUCAAGGCAGGAAGGAAGGACAUCAGAGAAAACUCAACGGAAUCGAGACUACCCCAACUCUGCAGAGCCCGAUCUAAGAGUAAAAACCACUCAAGGUCUAAGUCAAGGUCUAAGAAACGGUUACUUGAUCUACCGCAGAAUGGAGAUCCUCCUUCGUUAUUUGACUUUGAAUCCCCUAGUACUUCAGAUAAACCACCGUCUAAAAAUGUUUAUGACAUGUCUCUGAAUGAAUCCAAUCAGGCUCCACUUCCAACACUCUCACAAUUCAGAGAGAAACUACAAUCUCAAGUUGAACCAACUGAAAAUUUCGACAUUAAGGAAGAUGAAUCAGAGGCUAAAACCACUGGUACAAAAUCAAGGUCAAGGACAAAGUCUAAGAAACCAACCACUGAGGAAGCUGAAACUGAGCCAGAUGAUGAUUUUGUGUCAGAAAAACCAAAAGUGAAGAACAGAACUCGGACAAGAACUUCGCGAAAAACUCUUGAGCUUGUUGACAAGAACAAAGAUGCAAGUGCAGAAGAAGACGAGACAGCAAAACACACUGAUGGAGAUGUCAAAGAUGAAAUGGAAAAGAAACCAAGAACCAGGACAAGAACUCUGCGCAAGACUAUUGACAUCCCACAACCAAAAGGUGAUGUUGAAGAUGAGAAAUCUUCCACUGAGCUAGAGGCAACAGUAGAACCCAUUGUUGAAAAGAAAUCUAGAACCAGGACCAGAACUCUGCGGAAAACAAUGGAAAUUCCAAAGGACGUUGACACUGGUGCUAACAAAGAUGUUGAAGCUGAGAAAGUUACAUCAGAUACUGAACUUGAACCCCCAGUUGAGAGAAAGUCCAGAAGUAGGACGAAAACUAAUAGGAAAACAAUUGAUAUUCAGCCUUCUGGUAAUGAUAACAAUGAAAACAAUGAGGAAAAGAGUGAAAAUCCUACAGUUGAAUGCCAGGCUGAAGAACCUCUUAACAAAAGGAAAUCUAGAGCUCGCACAAGAACAAAAACUUCCAGAAAAACAAUUGAAGUUCAACAAGAAAGGAAAAAUGAAUCUGAAACAAAUGGUGACGUUGUAGAGAAAGUCCUCGAAACAAAAUCUAAAUCAAAAGAAGCAAAAGAGUUUGAAAGUAAUGAUGAGGAACUAAACACUGUUAUUGAACCAACGGCUAAAUCAGUUUCAAAGCUUAGGAGAGCAAAAAACCCCAAAAAUAAAGAGACUGAGAUGGAGGAGGAUUCUGAAGAAGUUAUAGAAAAGGAAGUAAUUAAAAAGUCUUCUCACAAAGCAUCCAACAAGAAAGAUGAUAAACCAGAAAUUGAAGCCAACAAGAAAACAGAUAGAUCCAGGACUAAGAGCAAGAGAAAGAUAAUGUUGGACAGUGAAAGUGACACUAUAACAGAUGAGACCAAACAGUCUAAUGAUAUACAUCCAAACAUUGUUGAAGAAUUCUUAAAUAAAGAGGACACUAAACCUGAUGACCUGGCUGGUAAUGGAGGCCCAACUCCCGCUGAAGAUGUCACGGUUCUUCCAGAGCCUAAGGCUAAGAGUGUGAAGAAGAUCAAGAAGAAAGAUGUUGAUGUAAAUGAGCCAUCACAGCUAACUGAGCCCCCUGUGGAAAAGACAACUAACAACCACUUUGUACCUAAAGAGAGGAAGGACUCUAACAAUGUGAGUGUACUAGAGGUGUUCAAACGAAGGCUUACUCUCAUGAAGAUGGGAAAGAAGGUUGAUGACAAAAAGAAGCGGCCAAUCUCACAUCUGUUUGAAGACAGUUCUAUUGAACUGGAGCCAAAGAGACCCAGGAGAGCGGCAGGUGCUGCUGUGUCUUAUAAAGAACCUUCAUUAAACCAGAAAAUGAGACGAGGUGAUCCUAUUGCUAAGACUAUAUACAAGGAUGAACCCCUUGAGAUCUACAAACACAAAGACCUGCAGGGCAAACCAAGAAAAAGUAUGCCUAAGAGGGAUGCUCUAGAGACACUUACAAAUACAAUUGACACAUGAGCCAUGCUAGACAGACACUCAAACGUGCAUAAAUACCCGUGAACAUUUCCUGGAUCUGGGAGUUUUGUAUAUGAACUAAACUCUACAGACUUUUUUUUUUUUUUAGUUUUUAUGGUUCAUUACAGACUUUGUCAUGAACAUCUCCACAUGCCGAGUAAACUCAACUGGACACUUUUAUUCCCCAAACUGGGGAUCACCAGUGUUAUCAAACUGCAUGGUGAAUACAUUCAAAUGUGUUUAACUUGGUCCGAGCAGUUUUCACACAUGAAAAACUCAUUUUGCAUAUUGAGAAGGAUAUAAUUAUAAGUUUUGACACACGCAUACAGUAUGACAAAUAUACACUCAAUAAACACUUACAGACACAUCUGUUAUAUGUGCCAAUAGCGGAUUUGGUUGUAUAAAAAAUUCAACAUUUUCUAUAAAGAACAUGUAUACCCAAAAUACUGUAUAAAAGGGCAAUGUAAAAAUACCAUAAAGUUAACAAAAAGGAAUGAAGGUAUAAAAGGUAUAAAAAGGAGUGGACACAUGCAUACAAAUUCCAAAUCCAAGUACAUAAACAGGAAAGAUCAUGAGAUGUGUAUGAGCUUGAAGUUGACUAGGGCAGAGUAUUCUGUAAAAUUGUACCAUAAUGAACUGUAUAUAAAUUACGGAAUACCAUUUUAUGGGAAAUUCUUUGUGUAGCAUAGUGCUAGACUUGUAUUGUUGUAAAUAUAAUUUUAUAUACUGCAUUAAUGUUGUAAGCUAGUAUUUA